CUUACAGAAACUCACUUAUGGAUCACAUUUGUUAUAGUCGCUUGUUAUUUAGUGCUUUUACCUAUGUGGGUAGCUAUUGUGCUCAAAAAUAAAUAUACGCGGUCGGUACUGAAGAGUGGCUGGGUGCCGGUACUCUCGGCGCUAUGUAUUAGUGGCCUCGGCGGUCUCGUGCUUGAUGCUGCUGUGGAAAUAUUCGAUGGCUUUGUUGUCUUUCAACCGAUUAUCAAUGGUAUUGGUGGUAAUUUGGUAUCGGUGCAAGCGAGUAAAAUCUCAACCAUGCUGCAUCAGAGUUCCAUUAUUGGCAUCAUUCCGCCGCAUACGAAAAUCUUCGAAUGGCCAUGGAAGGCGCUUUUCAAAGGAGUUCCCUAUGCUAAAACGGCGCGUAUUCUCCUUGGCAUGUCGAUUCCCGGUAAUGUUGUGUUCGUGUUUGUUGCCGAUUACAUACACAUGUCAACAACGACGGUUACCUUUGCUUUCGUAGCGGCAUUCCUCUUGGCGAGCUUAAUACAG
Messenger RNA from Rhagoletis zephyria (snowberry fruit fly), 510 nucleotides. RefSeq names its product solute carrier family 41 member 2-like. Gene Ontology annotation, biological process: monoatomic cation transport. The record is from RefSeq and is a predicted model, not a curated record. NCBI's taxonomy places the organism in Eukaryota, Metazoa, Arthropoda, Insecta, Diptera, Tephritidae. Gene Ontology annotation, cellular component: plasma membrane. Gene Ontology annotation, molecular function: monoatomic cation transmembrane transporter activity.